CCUUAUCCUCUUCCCUCGCUCGAAACACAUCAUCGUCUUCCCUCCACACGCGCAUCGCCGGACAGACACAAGCUUACCUCCCGCCCGCCCCAAUGGAGGCCGUCCUACGACAUCCAUCCCUCUCCCGCCUCAAACCCCCGAACCCCAACGCUCACAGACCCACAUCCCUCUCCACCACCGUCCCUCCCCGUCCCCGAUUUCCCAAGCGCCGCCUCGUCGCCGCCACCGCGGUGUUCCAGGACCAGAGCAACCCGAGAACCGCAGCAAAGGGUGGCGAUGGUGAACAAGACGAGGAGGAAGAAGAGGGGUACGGGGAGGUGGACCGCAUCGUGUCCAGCCGCACCGUGAAGAACCCGGUGUUCGCGGACGACGGCGGCGGCACGGCGGUGACGACCGCGACGGAGUACCUGGUGGAGUGGAAGGACGGGCACGAGCCGACGUGGAUCCCCGCGGAGGCGAUAGCGGCGGACGUGGUGGCGGAGUACGAGACGCCGUGGUGGGACGCCGCGAAGAAGGCCGACGCGGAUGCGCUGCGCGCGCUGCUGUCCGACGAGGCGGAGCCGCUGCGGCGGGACCCGGACGCGGAGGACGCGCAGGGGCGCACCGCGGCGCACUUCGCGGCCGGGAUGGGGUCCGAGGAGUGCCUGCGCGCGCUGGCGGCGGCCGGGGCCGACAUGGGCCGGGCCGAGCGGGCCGGCGGCGGGCUGACCCCGCUGCACAUCGCGGCGGGCUACGGGCGGGCCUCCGGGGUGCGGGCCCUGCUGGACCUCGGCGCCGACCCGGAGGCUCCCGACGAGAAGGGCCGCACGCCGCUGGAUCUGGCCCGCGAGGUGCUCGCGAAAACGCCCGGGGCGGCGGUCGAGCGGCGGCAGGCGCUGGAGGCGGCGGCGAAGGAGGUGGAGAAGGCCGUGUACGAGUGGGGCGAGGUGGAGAAGGUGGUGGACGGCCGCGGGGAAGGGAAAUGGCGGGAGUACCUCGUGGAGUGGAGCGACGGCGGGGACAGGGAGUGGGUGAAGGCGCCGUGGGUGGCGGAGGAUUUGGUGCGGGACUUCGAGGCCGGGCUCGAGUACGGCGUCGCCGAGGCCGUCGUGGACAGGAGGCCGGCCGCCGGCGCCGGGGAAGACGGGGGGAAGUGGGAGUACCUCGUCAAGUGGGUGGAUAUUGAGGAGGCGACGUGGGAGCCCGCGGAGAACGUGGACGACGAGCUCGUGCAGGAGUUCGAGCGGCGGCUGUCGGGAGCGGGGACUGGUGGUGGUUCCUCGCCGCCGGCGGAGACGACGGUCGCCGGUUGACGGCGGCUGCUGCUGCUACCUGCUGCCGCGCUCGAUUCGCGAUCUCUGGUUUUGUCGUGUCGGUCGAUCGAUUGCCGAAUGUGUCAUUAGCAAUUGGAGAGCUUUUUAUUGUGAUUAAUUAGUCUCUUUUUACGCUGUAACGUUUACACAUUGCGGUUGAUGAAUCCAACGAACCCAACCUGUUUCUGUAAA
Molecule: messenger RNA, 1484 nt
Organism: Brachypodium distachyon (stiff brome)
Lineage: Eukaryota; Viridiplantae; Streptophyta; Magnoliopsida; Poales; Poaceae
Product: probable signal recognition particle 43 kDa protein, chloroplastic
Exons: 1
Coding region: 93-1292 (399 amino acids)
Molecular function (GO): protein binding
Source: RefSeq, a predicted model, not a curated record